Molecule: messenger RNA, 6367 nt
Organism: Bacillus rossius redtenbacheri
Lineage: Eukaryota; Metazoa; Arthropoda; Insecta; Phasmatodea; Bacillidae
Product: polyisoprenoid diphosphate/phosphate phosphohydrolase PLPP6
Exons: 4
Coding region: 2023-2757 (244 amino acids)
Molecular function (GO): sphingosine-1-phosphate phosphatase activity
Source: RefSeq, a predicted model, not a curated record
UAUUUAAUACCUUUUAUUGAUUUAGCUAACCAAAAUUUUAAUGAUAAUUAGUAAUAGUCGAAUAGCACGGCUUUUUCGUGAAGUAAUAAUAAGAUUCUAAAAAUACUUUUUUUUCGGACUGUAGAGAUGUUCUCAUAUUUAUCCUGAAAACAGCGUUUAUAUAUUACGGGUUACUGAAAUAUCACCAUUAAUGAAUUACAUUACAAUACGUGUGCAUUGACACAGCCACUGCCAUUUUUUUCCUUUCCCAUGUGGGUCUGGUGUGAAGAUGAUUUGGAGAACUUAGUUAAAUUUUGAAGGUCUAUUGCAUUAGGUUAGCUACAUUAAAAUUACUUGAAAACUUUGUGGACGGUUGGUUGGAUUAGUAUAGUUACAUAAAAAUUUAUUGGAUUAGAAUAGCUACAUAAAAAAGUACUGUGAAAUCAUGCAAAUGGAUGGUUAGGUCAGGAUAGCUACAUCUUAAAUUGGUAAUUCCUUAGCAGCCAUUAAAAAUAUUUUGCAGUAAUUUUAAUGUUGUUAUACUAACCUAACAAACUAUCCACAAUGUUUUUAAGUAUUUUGGUAAAUCUGUAUUGUACGGAUUAGCGCCAAAAAAAUCGUAAAAAUAUGAAAUAACUUUCAUUAUAUGCUAUCUUACGUCAUCUUUUCAGAACCGCCUGCGGAGAUUAAAAAUUCCAAUUACUUUUGGAGAUAUCGAAUUUUUUAAUAUUCAUUUUUUGGCGAUUUUUUUAAAAAUGUUUUUAAAAAAUCCGAAAAUACCUUUAUUCUGUGCUCUUUAACUUCCUCUUUUCAUUAAACCCGGCGGAGAUCAGAAAUUCCAAAUACUUUAGGAGAUAUGGAAUUUUUUAAUUUUCGUGAUGUGCACUGAUGCGGAGUUCAGCGGGAAGCCUACGAUUCACACAUCCUUCUGGACAUACCCGAAUACUCACGUUGGCAAGACUUCUUUUCUUAAAAUUAGCAAGAAGUAAUUAAAAAUACUUUAAAACACUGUGGAUGGUUGGUUAUAUUAGGUAAGUAUAGCUACAUUAAAAAAACUGUAAAAUCAUUUUAUGGUUGCUUAGCAAAUAACUUUUUAAUAUGUAGCUAUCCAGCGCUAGGAAACCGUUAACAUGAUUUCACAGUAUUUUUAAUGUAGCUAUCCUAACCAAAUCAACCAUCCACAAUGUUUUCAAGUAUUUAUAAUAUAGCUAACAAUACCUAAUUGACCAUUAGUUUUCAUGAGUUGCAUAUUUAUUUACAAUAAACAAAAAAAAAAAAAACCGAAGAUGCACGAUCGGGCGUUCGCCUCUCGUCUGUUGAAAGAAGGCUUGCCAACGUGAGUAUUCGGGUAUGUCCAGAAGGAUGAGUGAAUCGUAGGCUUCCCGCGUUCCCAUUGUUGCUUGUUUACAAGUAUGAUUUUUUUUUUUUUCGCGACGUAGUUGAACGACUACAUCACGUAAAAAGAAAAUUACGUGAGUUCCUACUGUUCAUCCUUUUUCCCGGUUUGUUAGGUCAGGUCAGCUACAUUAUAAAUACUUUAAAACUAAACAACCAUUAAAAUUAAUUUUUAUUAUUUUUAAUGUCCGUUCAGUUUCAAAGUAUUUAUACUGUAGCUGACCUGACCUAAUCUACCUUUGUCCCGUUUAGUUAGGUCAGGUCAGUUACAUUAUAAAUACUUAAAACUAUACAAGUAACAUUAAUUGAUAUUAUUUUUAAUUUCCGUUUAUUUUGAAGUAUUUAUCAUGUAACUAACCUUACCUAAUGGAAAAUUUCUGUUAUUUAUGCAUUCACGCACACACGGCAAAAUAUAAAAUGGCGCCUGUUGAAUGAUUACAUAGGGCUUGUAUUGCAAAAUAAGAACGGCGAUAUCUCCAAAAGUAAUUGGAAUUUUUAAUCUCCGCAGGCGGUUUUGAAAAGAGGACAUAAAAGAGCAUAUAAUGAAAUUUAUUUCAUAUUUGUACGAUUUUUUUUGGCGCUAAUCCGUACAAUACAGAUUUACCAGUAUUUUUAAUGUAGCUAACCUUUACGUAAUUGACCAUUCUCAUGACUCAACUCAAGUUCUCCAAAUCACAUACAGAGACCAACAUGAGAAAGCAAAAAAUGGCGGCGACCGUGUCGAUGCAAACACAUUGUAAGAACAUGAGAAGUAGACGCAAUAUUCCUGUACCAUUACAGCAGCUGUUAAAUGCUGAUGCAUAUUUGACUGAAAAGUUCUGCAACUUAUCUAAUAAUUUCCUUCCACUCCAUUCUUUACGGGUUCAUUACAAAAUCUUGGAGAUUACCUGCCAUGGCAUUCCUUGGCUGUGCCUGUGGAUGGUCUUCAUCUGGUGGUUCGAUAACCCUCGGUUAUAUCAAAUGCAGGUGAACUUCUUUAUUGGUUUGUGGCUGGACAUUGCCCUCGUCGCCGUCAUAAAGGCAGUGACGAGGCGCCGUCGGCCCGCGGCCAAUCGCGGGGACAUGUUUGCGACGAUGGGUCCGGACAAGUUUUCCUUCCCGUCGGGCCACGCCUCUAGGGCCGCGUUCGUCGCCUACUUCCUCUUGCAGCUGUGGCCCGUGCCGGUGUGGGUGGCCAUGCCGGUGCUGGCGUGGGCGACCUGCGUGUGUCUGACGCGCGUCUUGCUGCGUAGGCAUCACCUGCUGGACGUGGGCGCGGGCAUCGGCCUGGGCAUCCUCGAGGGCAUGUUCGUCGGCUGGCUCUGGCUGUCGCACGAGGUGUCGGCGUGGCUCAUAUCCUGGCUGUCGGACGAAAAAUUAGAUGGUGGCAGUUACCAUGUUUAAGGCAUUGUAUAAUACAAGUACUGAGUAUUUAUUGCCAGUAUUUUGUUUAACAUUCUAAUAGACUGAUAAAUCAGGGUGGCUAACAACAGGUAAAGCUGGGAAAAUCCAGAGUAUUUUCAGCAACAGGGAAAAUCAGAACAUUUCUUAGGUAGGUAAUCAGGAAUUUUUUUUAAUGAUAUUACUGAAAAAAAAUUAAUUUAUAGUAGAGUCUUAUUUUGAUUUGAACCAUUUCCCCUACUCAUCUUUGUGUUUUCCAACCCGUAUCGAAGUGUUGCAAAAAGUUUUUUUCUCGUUUCUUUUUUGCUUAUAAUUAUAUCAACACUUCGACCACACGCAUCGACUUUAGCACUUUUAAUAGUAGUGCAAUAAAAUAAUUUGUAGUGGGCUGUUGCAGUAGUGAAGUGUGGUAUGCCUACGAGUCGUGAUUUUGAAUUUGGCUUUUUGAAUAUUAUUGGUGAUUAAUUAAUUUUUAGUGGUCGGAGAUAAUUUUUUUCCUAAUCUGUUUAAGUCAGGGAAAAGUGGAAUUUUUUUGAUCACGAGUUUGUUAGUCACUCUGUAAAUAAUUACACUAAAAGCCUAAUAUAAUAUAGCCUCAGUAUAAUAACACGAAGCAUUUCAUCUCAAUUUUCCACUUUGAAAAUUCUGUAUGGUUAAGAAUAAGUGUAUUCAGCACUGGUAAAGCCCCCAAAGAUGGUUUCAACUACACUGAAAAGGUAGUGCCUGUUUUUGUUUAUUUUUCCACCUCUGCUUUAGUAACACAACUGAUGAUAGUAAUUGCAUGUAUAUCAGGUGUCAUUACAAGUGUAAGAUUUUAAAAACCAGGUGAAUCAAUGAAAAUUUCCAAAAAUGGGAUAAAACAUUUGUUAAUGUAGUAUUAAUAGAAGUAGUUUUUUCUGUUAGUAAAACCAAUAUGAAACUAUAAAUUACUGAAUGUGUGUGAUUGUAAAUGUGCAGUUAAAAAACAAAAUGCAGCAUUAUAUUUGAAUAGCAUUGUAGCAUGUCCAAGCUGGCAUGAGGCUCACUUCAUAAAACCUGAUUUGCAUGCCUUGUCCCUUACCGACUGAAGCCACAUCUUUCUGCUGAUGUGACGUACAAAAUAUGACUAAAUCUACUACCUACUUAUGGUGGCAUGCUGGAAGUUGACUCAACAUGUUUUGUUCAGCACCAACCACAAUGUUUAUUCGAACAGAUAAAUGAAAUCAUAAACCACUACAUUAUAAAUUACACAUGUAAACCUAUGUCAGUGACAUCAUUAUCACAAGUAUCAACUGGAGGAGCAGUUUUAAGGAACAUUUUGUAAAAAAAUAAGUUUUUCCUGUGAUGGCCAGUUGACCCUGAAUUUUUCGUUAGCAGGGAAGUGAUAUUCUUUGCUUCUGGUUUUAUGUGAUUACAUAAAGGAUUUAUAUGUAACUUAGUACCAUCCCUUUUCCCUCUUUCAACAGUGAUAUGUAUGUUUCGUUCAAGUCAAUUUUAUAAGUUUGACUUUUCACUUUGCACAGUAAGUUGUCAUUGGUAUGAAAUUUUCUAAUUUAAAUUCUCAUCAUCUCGCUGAUGCCAGAUAGUUUCUUAUAAACAUCAAACAAUUGUUUAAUAUCAUAGAGCUUCCCAAAAUCCUUAACCCUCACCUACUUCUGAAUAUAGUUGGUGGUACUCCUCUUUAGAAAAAAUCAAAGCUUAUCUUCUGAAGAAUUUUUCAACUCUGUCAAACACCCUAUUGGCUGGCAGAAAGCUGUGGCUCCAAACUGGAAACACUAAUAGUAUGCCCUUCACAUUCACUGGUGCUAAAUUUUUAAGCCAAUACAUUAAUGUGUGUACAACAUGGGAAUUUCAAUUUUGUGCUCCACAUCCAUCACAAAAUAAGCAAACAGUUUCAAUCCCUUACAAAUUAGGACUGGUCAAAUUAUUUAACACUGCUGAUUCUACUUCUCUUGCCCCACAUCUAGCCAAAUCUUCCGUCCACGUAUAAAAAGUUGGAUUUUUUGAAUCCAUCCAACAACAUACAAAACAUUGAACCCCUGGCGUGCAAAGAAUGCUUCUUUGAAUAGGUGUUUCUAGCAGAGAUUGUACUUGCUGCAUAUCAAAACACAGUGUCAAAACUAUAAAAUGCAUUAUACCAUAGUUUGUGAAUUCUUUUUCCAAUUAUCAAAGCCUGUUUCUUUUGGGGAUCUUUGCAUUAAGUAUAUCAUUUUGUAAUCAUAAGCAGCAAGUGCAUACAUCUGACGGUGGGGAUCUGAAGUCAAUGUUGAAGUCAUUGCAAAAUAUGUUUCGGAGGAACAUAGCACAUAGCUUUUUUUUUUUUUUGGAGUGGUUUUUAAACUGAAUUGUUAUACAUUUUGUGCAAUUAGUUUAUGUUCGCAUCUCGUGGCAGGUAUAUUUGACUGGAUUUUGUUAUUUUGUAGUGACUAUGUAUCUUUUAGACUUCCUAUGUAUUUCCUUACAUGUCAUAAUAUAAUCUUCCUACGAAAGAGUAAAUCAAAUAUGGCCUACCACAACUUCAUUUAGAGCAUGUUCUUUAAGUUAUGUAUCCGAUAAGUGGGACAUAUUGAGAUUUUCACAAAAAAAAACAUACUUUACACUUGUAAUUGGCUUGGGUAUGUUGGGUUUUAUAUCAUCGUAAGAUGGUAGUGUUCUUCGCCUCAGAAAAAGGGUCCCAAAACAUGUGAAACAUACAUUUUUAUUGGUGACUGACAUGUCAAGUUUUGCACGAAAGCUCCUCAUUUAUCCACAGAGAUGUCACCAUUUUUAUGCUGAUUUUUAUUUUUAGUAAAUGUAGUGCCAUCCUUAGUGAGUUUUUUGUAUUGAUGUGCCAUAGCUUUAAUACAGUAAUUUAAACUCAAGUAAAAAUUACAACAAGAACUAAGCACCAGUUCUUAUAAAACCUAAAAUUCUUUAAAAAAAAAAAAAAAAAAUUCUAUGUGGGUUUUUUAAGAACCAACUAUAUUGACAACUUAAGAUUUAUGCAAGUCAUUCACUUAUAUGUGGAUAAGUUGUAAAUAUCUACAUGCUCUAAUAGCUGCAUUAUAUUGGGCUUCUAAUGUUGAAUUCUUGAAUACUAAUUGACUUUUUUGUGCUGUGAUCAAGACUAAUAUAUCACUAAAAAGUUAAAACUAUUUUAAGAUUUUUUCUGUCUUUAGUGUUAAUUAAUUUUUUUUCCUUACCAACUGGAGAGUUUAAUUUUUUUGUUUCCAUUGAUUUUUUGUACAAUGAAUUUCAAGGAGAUAUAUCAGUUUGAAUGAUGAUUGCCUUCAGAUAAUUUUCAAGCUGAGAAGGAUUUGUAUGUAAAUCCCAGAACCAAAGAUAGGGCUUUAACUUUUUGUUAGUUUUUGUCUAGGUAAAUUUAUGUAGGCCUACUGUGCUGGUCUCACAUUACGAAUUACCUUUGUUUUCAGGAACAAAUGUAAUGAUUUUAAAUCAGCUUUAGUUAGACAAUUAUUAAGAGAGUUUCAACAUUUUUCACUUUCUCAUGGAUGCACUUUUGUUGUGUUUGUGUGUUCUAGAGUACAGUGCCUUUAUAUAAAUUUACUAAAUUAUGAGGUGGUUUAGUACAUAGCUUCCAUAUUUUUAUUAUGUAAGUUUCAUGGUCAAAUAAAGCUAUUGUAUAGUUGUGAAA